Messenger RNA from Melanaphis sacchari, 300 nucleotides. RefSeq names its product S-formylglutathione hydrolase-like. Gene Ontology annotation, molecular function: S-formylglutathione hydrolase activity. The record is from RefSeq and is a predicted model, not a curated record. The transcript has 3 exons. Gene Ontology annotation, biological process: formaldehyde catabolic process. The annotation marks the transcript as partial. NCBI's taxonomy places the organism in Eukaryota, Metazoa, Arthropoda, Insecta, Hemiptera, Aphididae. Gene Ontology annotation, cellular component: cytosol.
AUGGUGUCGGAUAACCGAAGUUUCGGCGGACAGCAAAAGGUUUACGAACAUGACAGUGCUGUAUUAAAUUGUCAAAUGAGAUUUUCUGUGUACAUACCAGCUAUCAAUUUGGAAAGACCAACACCAAUCUUAUAUCAUUUGAGUGGUAUGUCAUGUUCCGAACAAACUUUUAUACAAAAGGCAGGGUUUCAACGAUGGGCAUCACAUUAUGGAAUAAUUGUUGUAUCACCAGAUAUUUGUCCAAGGGUUACUUUUGGUGAUGAAAAGAAUGAAAUUGAAGCUAAAGGCAUGUCAUAUUAU